This is a messenger RNA of Malania oleifera, 726 nucleotides long. RefSeq names its product membrane magnesium transporter. Gene Ontology annotation, cellular component: early endosome; Golgi apparatus; EMC complex. The transcript is spliced from 4 exons. Bases 186 to 506 code for a protein of 106 amino acids. The record is from RefSeq and is a predicted model, not a curated record. NCBI's taxonomy places the organism in Eukaryota, Viridiplantae, Streptophyta, Magnoliopsida, Santalales, Ximeniaceae.
AUGAUAUUUAUUUUCAUAAGCUGUUGGCGCUUGACAGUACACAUAAAUUUUUGACACACAGCGGCCAAAACAUUCGUCUGUGUAUUUAAGGAUAUUUGAUCCCGCGGCCGUAGCUGUUAAAGUUGAUCCCGUCGCCGGAGCUUUCUGGCCGACGGUGAGAAAAUCCCCGAACGAAUCUAGUACGCAUGGGUUUCAACUUCGUGGUUGGCGUUCUUGGAGUGUUGAUUCUCGCUCAUGCCGCCUAUUCAACCAUCCAACAUAGAGGUUUGUUGAAGAUCAUGGAAGAAGAGUUUUCAGGACUUCCAAUGAAUGUGGUGGCUGAGUUGCUUCUGGGUUUAGCUUUUUGUAUGUGGGCAGCGUUGACUGUGCCGGGGAAGUUUCUUUCGAUACAUCCUGACUCUGAGGAGAACAGGAUUGUUUCUUUGCCAGCCAAUCUUGACUUCAUUACUUUCAACCAUCGGGGCAAAGUAUUUCCUUCAGAAAUUAAUAUGAAGUUGAAGUAUUAGGUUUCCAUUUUUUAUCAUGAGAAAGGAUCUUCCUAGGACCGAUUGAGAUAACAAGAUGCAUGAAUUCUCCUACAAGCUUGCAAAAGCAUGAUGGCAUUUUUGUGAAUUUGGAUACUGCUAAUAACUUUGGACUGCUUAUGGUUAUGCUUGCUUAUUCUUUCCUGGCAUUUGUCUAUUUGGUCGCACAAGAAAAUCUGAAUCAAGUAGUUUUUAAUCUGAA